AUGGCCGCGCCAUUCAAGGUCAAGGCUAUCUACGAGUACUCGUCCCCUCAUGAGGAUGACCUCAACUUCGGUAUUGGACAAGUUAUCACUGUAACCGAUGAGGAGGAUGCCGACUGGUAUGGCGGGGAAUACCUUGACGACCAAGGUGUAAAGCAAGAGGGCAUCUUCCCCCGAAACUUUGUCGAAAAGUUUGAGCCAACCGCACCACCUCGUCCAGCUCGAACUCGCACCAAGAAGGAGCCCGAAACUGCUCAACCCGCCGAAGAUAUCGCUUCUCCCCCACCGCCACCUGUUCAACAAGCGCCUCCUCCAGUGCCUGCACCCGAGCCCGAGCCCGAGAUCGAAGAAGCCCAUGAGCCCAUACAUCAGCACGCCGUUCCCGAACCAUCUGCCCCGGCUAUCCCGGAGUCUGCUCCAAAGCCCGCCGAGCCCGCUCCGGCUGCGGCUCCCCCGCCUCCGGCAGUCCCUAAAGCUGCUGAGCCUCCGGUCCCCGCUCCAGUUCAACCACCAGCUGCGGCUUCACCUAAACCCAAGCCUUCUGGACCACCCCCAGUGACAGAGAAGCCCAAGUCCAGCUCGUUCAAGGAUCGCAUUGCGGCUUUUAACAAACCCGCGGCGCCUCCUGUUGCACCCUUCAAACCGAGUGGUCUCGCUGGAACAGGUACAGGUUUUAUCAAGAAGCCGUUUGUGGCUCCUCCUCCAAGCCGCAACGCUUUUAUACCUCCACCGCAGCAAUCUCAAACAGCCAAAGUUUAUCGGCGCGAUGAGGAUCCUGAAAUCAAGGAACGAGAGGCUGAGACGCAAGGACAAGCUGAGCGAGCGGGGCUUGUGCCAACCGAAGCCCAAGGAGGCGAAACUGAGGAUCAACCAAAACCUACUAGUCUAAAAGAGCGCAUUGCGCUUCUUCAAAAACAGCAGCAGGAGCAGGCUGCGCGACAUGCCGAUGCUGCUGCUAAGAAGGAGAAACCUAAAAAGCCUCAGAAGAAACGUGAGAGUGUCGGUCAUGCUGAGGCCCCAGCCGAGACGGAGACGUCACCUCAAGAGCCUCCAACUCCCCUUGAGCGAAGUGACACCCAGGAUAACGAGGCUCGAACAUCUACAGACGAGCCCCAAGCAACCCGAAUGCCACCUCCUGCGCGCCGUAAAUCGUCCAAGGGACCCGCCGCGGAACUUGUUCAUGAUGGGAACGAGGCAGACAUGUCUGGUGCUGGUGACACCACUGAAGGCAAUGACGACCUGACAGAACGUGAAGAUAGCGAUGAUACGUCCAGGGUUGCGCCACAGGCGCCCGCAUUACCUAUCCAUGCUGGUCCUCCCCCUGAAGCACCCAAGAAGCAGGAGAGCGACGAAGCAGAGGAAGUGGAGGAAGAAGAGGAGGAGGAGGUUGACCCUGAAGUCAGGCGCAAGGAAGAGUUGAGGGCUAGAAUGGCUAAGAUGAGCGGCGGUAUGGGUUUCCACGGUAUGUUUGGUGCGCCUAUGCCAGCGCCAGCGCCUCCACCCAAGAAGAAGAAACCAGCACCGAAGCCAGAGCAGUCUUCUGUCGAUGACAGCAUUAGUGAGGCCUCACCAACAUCCCAGGCUGCCCCGCCGGUUCCUGCAAUGAUGCCUCUUCCUGGAUUCGGCGGUCCAAGUAAGCCAGAAGAGCCAGCGCAUCCUGAGACGGAACCUGAACCAGCUGCUCGUGCGCCGCCACCUCCAGUACCUUCACAGCCUGCCGAGACACCGGACGAGGAUGAAGAUAGUGAGGCCACUCCAGCACCUCACUCCAUCCCUACAAUUCCUCCUAGAGAACCCGCGGGAGCUCCUCCUGUACCUGGCAGCCGAGGAGCGCCACCUCCUGUGCCAUCUGAUUCUCGACCACCACCCCCACCUCCCGCCGACGCAAAAUCCCAGUCAGACGGAUCUGAGUCUGGGGAUGAACUUUCUGGCGGUCGUGAUAGUGAGAGAGAAAGGCCUACCAUGGUUGCAAGGUCUCCUCCCAUGCCGCCACCACCAGUUCAACCUCCUCACUUGCCUUCAAGGUCGCCACCACUUUCUCCAACUCGUGAAGACUUCAGUCCUAUUUCUCCAGGGUCCAACGCUAGCAACAGGUUAAGUCGACUACCGCCUCCUAUUCCAGGAUCUGCACCUGCUCCUCCUACACAGAGUCGACCACCACCUCCUCCCCCACCCGGUGUCCCUCGACGACAAUCGACCCAAGAUUCCUUGGCACAGCCCAGAGGGCCUCCUCAAGCCGGCGAGGAGGAGGCUGAGGAACUCACUGAAUACGAGGGCGACUACGAUACUGACAUUGCUUCCUCGGUUCCUCAUAAGGACGCUUUGAAGUCUCACGCCCGGGACUCGAGUCUGGAAGACAACACUCUCCUAUCCCCCGCAUCUGAUGCUCCCGCCAAUAUACCACCUCCUGUUCCUUCUGCAGUGGCUCCUAGAGCUGUACCUCCACCUGUUCCUUCGCAACCACCCCCAGAGAACAAGCGACAGUCAAUGGAAACACCUCGCGCUGCUCCUCCCCCUCCUCCUGCCGACAAGCGGCCUUCUGUCGACGUGCCACGCGCAGCACCACCUCCCCCUCCAGCUAAUAUCCUACCCCCGCAGCCGCCUCAAUCACCUCGUCCCGAAGAGGAUUACGACCCAUACAACUACUCGGUACCCCCUGGAGGACACGCAUAUGCCCCUAGGACACCAAAGAUCGAGGAAGAGACUGCAUUCCCUCCAUCUCCAUCUGUAACUUCUCCUAUGGACCGACGACCCCCUCCUCCAGCUGUGCCUGGUCGCACCUCCAACCGACAGUCCCUUGAUAUAUCAAGAGCUACUGCUGGAAACAGACGGUCCAUGGAUAUGCACCGACCUUCGAUGUCGAUGGAGUCGGGGUUCAUUGCUAACGAUAUGGAUCUGGCUAUGCAGAGUGGCUGGUGGAAGCAAUCUAACCAGGUACCACCUGCACUCCAAGGCCGUAAAGAUAUCUACUUUGAGGCCGAGGAGUCGACAUCUACGAAUGGCGGGCAACAAACGACGAUCACACGCGAAAUUUCCAUCCUAUAUCAAGACUACUCGCAAACUUUCUUGACUGUCCGCUAUGAUCCCUACGACCCAUCAGAUGUUCAGUUGGAGCAGCGCCACGAACCCCCACCGCGUGCGCUUCGACAGGACCAGAUGGAGGAAUACUAUGAACGCUUCGGUCGUCAGAUCUCGACGGCAGUAGCAUCUAAGAAGGAUUCAGUCGUUGCAGACGGUACACCUCAAGGUCUUGUCUUGGAACUCCUCAAGCCUUACAAGGAUGUCCUGCCUCCCGUUGGUACUCGCGCAUACGGCGCCCUUGUAUACUCGAACAUGGCCAACGCAUCGACCCAGCAGAACGACAUGAUUCGAGCUGGCGACAUCAUCACCAUCCGUAACGCCAAGUUCCAGGGCAAGCACGGCCCGAUGCAUGCAAAGUACUCUGCUGAGGUGGGCAAACCUGACCACGUCGCGGUUGUAGCCGAGUGGGAUGGUACCAAGAAGAAGGUACGCGCAUGGGAGCAGGGCCGUGAGAGCAAGAAGGUCAAGGUGGAAAGCUUCAAGCUUGACGAUCUGCGUAGCGGAGAGGUCAAGAUCUGGCGCGUCAUGCCGCGGAGCUGGGUUGGCUGGAACAGCCAGUCUUAG
This is a messenger RNA of Fusarium coffeatum, 3642 nucleotides long. RefSeq lists its product as uncharacterized. The transcript is spliced from 3 exons. Bases 1 to 3642 code for a protein of 1213 amino acids. Gene Ontology annotation, cellular component: ESCRT-0 complex. Gene Ontology annotation, biological process: protein transport to vacuole involved in ubiquitin-dependent protein catabolic process via the multivesicular body sorting pathway. Gene Ontology annotation, molecular function: protein binding. NCBI's taxonomy places the organism in Eukaryota, Fungi, Ascomycota, Sordariomycetes, Hypocreales, Nectriaceae. The record is from RefSeq and is a predicted model, not a curated record.